AUGGCCCAGUGGACGACGGCGGCGAUGACGGGCUGGCAACUACGAAUGAUCAUCGAUCCAGUGGCCAACAUCUUUCUCGAUAAUAGAUUUGUCAGCCUUCGACGGCAAGUCUGCUGUCCGUCACUCAAGACGUUUGAACCGACCAUCAAAGUCCAGUCUAACGAGCACGCUAUUGAAUUUCUUCGGAAAUGUACUGCUAUGAAUGUCAUGCCGAUAUCGGUGAUCACUGGAGGUAACUGUAAUCGCUAUUUCCGCUUCCGCUCACCAACUGCUGACGGAGUAGCAGCGGUACUACCUACGCUGGAUCCCACCAAGGUUGCAACUCGCCGAUUUAACCAUUUACGAUUCGAUCAACGGGUUCUUUGA
Messenger RNA from Cooperia oncophora, 366 nucleotides. The record is from the annotation of a GenBank genome assembly. NCBI's taxonomy places the organism in Eukaryota, Metazoa, Nematoda, Chromadorea, Rhabditida, Trichostrongylidae.